UAUUUAUGAUUGCCUCCAAUAUUGCCAUCACCCUAGAAUCCAUUGCAGAGAAUGCCUCCACCAUGACAGACCACCUUCAAGUUCAGCAACAGAAGUUGGAGCUACCGCCGGGGUUUAGGUUCCACCCGACGGAUGAGGAGAUCAUAAAAUUCGAUGUGGUCCCCAAGGUGCUCGAUGAAGCCUUCGUCGCUGCGGCAAUUGAGGAUGUGAACCUCAACAAGUACGAGCCAUGGGAGCUACCGGAGAAGGCGAAGAUGGGGGAGAAGGAGUGGUACUUUUACUGCCGAAAGGAUCGCAAGUACCCCACCAGGAUACGAACGAACCGGGCGACGAAUGCUGGCUAUUGGAAGGCCACCGGAAAGGACAAGGAGAUCUUCCACCCACCGCUCACACUCAUCGGCAUGAAGAAGAUGCUCAUCUUCUACAAGGGCAGGGCGCCUAGGGGGGAGAAGACCAACUGGAUCAUGCAUGAGUAUAGGCUUGAGAGAAACAAGCAGCUCACAUCCAACCCGUCCACCGCAACCCGCACCGUCACCAUCACCAAUGCGGCUUCCAAGGAACAGUGGGUGGUUUGUAGGAUCUUCCAUAAGAGGGCCGGACUGAAGAAGGUGGUGAUGCCUUCAUAUGCCAUGCCAAUGUCCAUCGGAGCGGAACAUCAGCAGGGGUUCGCCGACUUAGAUACAUUGCCUCCUCUCAUGGGCUAUGAGAUGUCGUCAUCGCUCGCAAAUCCAAUGUUGCUUCCUACAACUUCUCCAUACCAAUUGCGCGACAUCGGUGCUGGCUCAUCCAUGAUGGGUAGCGUGGUGCUUCCUAUUAUGAAUGACCACUACGUCAGGAACCACCACCAGCAGAUGAUAUCAGACCCAACACCACCAUUGUCGUUCUACCAACAACAUCAGCAGAUGAUGAUGUAUGUGGGUGCAGAUCAGGGUUUCAUGGUCGGGGCUGAGCCUGGGUGUGGGCCAUCGUCGAUGGUGCCACUGGAAAAUGCCGUGACCGGGCUGAGCAACAACUACCAGGGGAACGCCGCCGCAACAGCAGUUGGCAAGACCUCGCCGAUGAACAUGAGUAUGGAUGACAUGUGGAAGUACUGA
This is a messenger RNA of Triticum aestivum (bread wheat), 1094 nucleotides long. Its product is annotated as NAC domain-containing protein 20-like. Lineage: Eukaryota; Viridiplantae; Streptophyta; Magnoliopsida; Poales; Poaceae. Gene Ontology annotation, biological process: regulation of DNA-templated transcription. Bases 6 to 1094 code for a protein of 362 amino acids. The transcript has 2 exons. The record is from RefSeq and is a predicted model, not a curated record. Gene Ontology annotation, molecular function: DNA binding.